Messenger RNA from Penicillium atrosanguineum, 933 nucleotides. Its product is annotated as trans-2-enoyl-CoA reductase (NADPH) TSC13. NCBI's taxonomy places the organism in Eukaryota, Fungi, Ascomycota, Eurotiomycetes, Eurotiales, Aspergillaceae. Gene Ontology annotation, molecular function: oxidoreductase activity, acting on the CH-CH group of donors. The transcript is spliced from 3 exons. Gene Ontology annotation, biological process: very long-chain fatty acid biosynthetic process. The record is from RefSeq and is a predicted model, not a curated record. The coding region runs from base 1 to 933 and encodes 310 amino acids.
AUGGCGUCCCAGAUCACGCUCGCCGUUGAGCCGCGAGGUAAACCCAUCAGGAAGCUCCCCAAGACCAUCACAGUCAACCUCGACACCAAUGGCGAGGAGCUGCACAACUCUAUCGCCAAGGUUUCCGGUGCCUCCGUCCACCGUCUGCGCAUCACCAAGGGAAGCGACCGCAGCGUGGUUCCCAAUGACAAGGGCACCACCAUCGACGACACCGGUCUUCGGGAGUCAAGCGUGAUCCACGUCAAGGACCUGGGCCCCCAGAUCCCAUGGCGCACCGUCUUCAUCAUCGAAUAUCUGGGCCCCCUCUUGAUUCCAGCCCUCUUCCUCUAUCCCCUUCGUUCCCUGCUAUACUUCAACUUUGAGACCAUUCCCGCACCCUCCGACACCCAGAUCCUAGUCUGUGCCCUCCUGACCCUGCACUUCCUGAAGCGUGAGUAUGAGACCAUCUUCGUGCACCGCUUCAGCAACGCCACCAUGCCCGCCCGCAACAUCUUCAAGAACAGCGCACACUACUGGGCACUCUCUGGAUUCAACAUCGCCUACUGGGUCUUCCGCCCCGAUGCCGGCGCGGCCACCAAAAACCCCAACACCGCCCUCGUGUACGCCGGUCUCGCGCUGUUCGUGUUCAGCGAGGUGGCUAACUUGAAUGCGCACAUGAUUCUGCGUGAUCUGCGUCGCCCCGGUACCACUGAACGCGGUAUUCCCUCUGGAUUCGGGUUCAGCUGGGUUACUUGCCCUAACUACUGCUUCGAGAUCUUGGCUUGGAUCGGUGUUUUCCUUGUCAGCCAGUUGAGCUGGAGUGUCCUUCUUUUCGCCCUUGUUAGUGGUCUGCAGAUGUGGAGCUGGGGGUGGAAGAAGGAGAAGCGUUACCGUAAGGAAUUUGGUGACAAGUACAAGAAGAAGAAGACUGUCAUUCUCCCCUUCCUCUGCUAA